UGCAACGCGUUCCUCCUCUGGAGAUUUCUUCGAAGUUUAGCGUUUUAUUCCUAAACCACAGAAGCUUUAUCUCCCGCGAUUCCCUGACUCUCUCUAAUGGCGGACAAUAAAGAUUUAGACUCAAAUCCUCCCGCAGAAGAUCUAACGAUUCGCCCAUUAAAGAAGAUAGAAAUAGCACACGAGUCCGAGUCUGAGCCCGAGCUCAAGAAACAGAAACUCAAAGAGCUCCAGAGAAAAGCUUAUUACUCUGUUCUCCAUGCUUCCAAAGCAGAAAACUCGGCGUUAUCACACAAGAAGUCUCAGAUCAUACAAAGGUUGAUGAAGGAGUGGAAGAUUGAUCAAGAAACUCACGUCUCUGUUGCAGAAAAGAUUGAUAACUCUGAAAAAAAUGUAUCUUCGAGUCUCAACUCUGUUCCAGAGUCUCUUGUUGUGAAACGUAUCCGUGCAAGAUUGCAUGAUGAAGAUUGUCUCCCAAGUAACAAAAAGAUGAAACUCGAGGAGCUCCAUAAACAGGCUUACGAAGAUGUUCUCAACGCCUUUAACGCAGAGUCUCCAACACUAUCCAGCUCAAGGGUUUUGAUAAUGCAAGACCUGCUUGAAGAAUGCAACAACAUCUCCCACAAAGCUCAUAUCAGUGCCAAGAUUUAUGAUAAAGUCGAAACUGAUCCUCUACUGGUCGAACCGUUCAUCAAAACUUUUAACACCUUAAAGAAGUUUUACCCUGCCGGCUGCAGAUUUCUUCCAUCAGAUGAUAUGAUGGCAAACUAUUAUCUGAAGAACAAAGUUCUAGGGCAGCCAAUGAACGCACGUAUCAUACCUGGAGAAUGUCCCCACAUCUUCUCAAUACCUCCUCGUGAUUUGCCUGGCUAUCCAAUAGAAACAGAAUGGCAUUGCUAUUGCAGGAAACCUAACGGCCAAGACCCUCGGAGUCUCUGGACACGAGUGGGUGAAGAUACUACUGUGUUUGGUCCACAGGGAAACGGUGUUGGUAUCAAACGUACAUAUGCUCUCACUGAUCAGGAAAAAGAAUCUGAUGACAUUUCUUUGCCUGGCGAGAUAGAACCUCCAAGGGAAGAGUGGUUCAUUGAAGAAAUUAGUCUCCCACCGUCUGUUGCUGAUACUGACUUGGUUUUCUGCCAUGUUAUUCUCAACAAGAUUGAGAAAGAAGAAGAAUAUGAAGAGGAAGAAGAAUAUGAUGAUGAUGAGGAAGAAGGGACUAAGUGA
Brassica oleracea var. oleracea is the source of this 1224-nucleotide messenger RNA. RefSeq lists its product as uncharacterized. Gene Ontology annotation, molecular function: DNA binding. Gene Ontology annotation, cellular component: nucleus. NCBI's taxonomy places the organism in Eukaryota, Viridiplantae, Streptophyta, Magnoliopsida, Brassicales, Brassicaceae. The transcript has 8 exons. Gene Ontology annotation, biological process: defense response to fungus; regulation of DNA-templated transcription. The coding region runs from base 97 to 1224 and encodes 375 amino acids. The record is from RefSeq and is a predicted model, not a curated record.